Messenger RNA from Impatiens glandulifera, 884 nucleotides. RefSeq names its product metalloendoproteinase 2-MMP-like. The record is from RefSeq and is a predicted model, not a curated record. NCBI's taxonomy places the organism in Eukaryota, Viridiplantae, Streptophyta, Magnoliopsida, Ericales, Balsaminaceae. The transcript has a single exon. Gene Ontology annotation, biological process: extracellular matrix organization; collagen catabolic process; proteolysis. Gene Ontology annotation, cellular component: extracellular matrix. The coding region runs from base 1 to 858 and encodes 285 amino acids. Gene Ontology annotation, molecular function: zinc ion binding; metalloendopeptidase activity.
AUGGCCACCAAAGCUCAUGUUCUUUCUUUAUACAUAUUCUUGACCUUGUUCUCCUUUCUAGUUGUCGAAGCAUUUUCUUCCAAGUUUGUGAGCGAUUUCUUAGGCUCUAAGAAAGGUGACAAAGUAAAGGGGCUCGAUCAAAUCAAACAAUACCUUGUCAAGUAUGGCUAUCUCAUGCACAACCCCUCCACAACAUUUGAGGGAUUUGAAGUUCUAGAUGAUGCCGUAGAAGAAGCCAUAAAAAAAUACCAACUCUUCUACCAUCUCAAUGUUACAGGUGUGUUAGACGAACAUACAUUGUCAUUGAUGUCAAAGCCUCGAUGUGGCGUCCCCGAUUUGAUCAAUGGUACGACCAUCAAGCAUGGAAUGAAACUAGUUUUCGACCCAACAAAACGGUCCUACUAUGUGACUGGGUGGUCAAAGUGGAACAAGUUAAUCCUAACUUGGGCCACGAAGCCCGGAACGCGAAAUGACGCUCGUCAACCAAUAUAUUUGGCGCUGAAAGAGUGGGAAUCAGUAACUCGGUUUCAUUUUAUUCAAAGCAAUGAUUAUGAGAAGUCCGACGUGAAAAUAGAAUUCGUCCAACAUAUCGAUGGGCGGGGAAGGGUUUUGGCUUUUGCUGGAUUUCCGCCUAAUGGGGGAGUUCAUUUUGAUGCAGAUGAGGAUUGGGUGAUCGGGGCAGUGCCCGGGAGAGAUGACAUCGAGACUACUGCGUUGCAUGAGUUAGGGCAUACCCUCGGACUUCAACAUAGCACCGUUCAAGCUGCCAUCAUGUGGCCAUAUAUUUCAUCCGGCGCAACCAAACACUUGAAUAACGAUGACGUUGCGGGAAUCAAGGCCUUGUACAAUUUUCCUUAGCUCAACUUGUUUGUAUUUGCAUCCAA